This is a messenger RNA of Toxotes jaculatrix (banded archerfish), 2523 nucleotides long. It is a transcript of the gene olfml3b, whose product is annotated as olfactomedin-like 3b. NCBI's taxonomy places the organism in Eukaryota, Metazoa, Chordata, Actinopteri, Toxotidae. Bases 296 to 1465 code for a protein of 389 amino acids. The transcript has 3 exons. Gene Ontology annotation, biological process: signal transduction. The record is from RefSeq and is a predicted model, not a curated record.
CCUUUGUUAAAGAAAUAAAGGUUCCAACCUGACCAAAGCCAGAAAUACACUCAAGACCACAUAUUUUUUGGCUUUUCAAUUGGUCAACCAUGUAAAAACUGAAUUAAAAAUGAGGUGGACUGUCUUGUCUCUGUUAGACUGUGUGCCUCCAGCUGCACCAGAUGUUUUUGGCUCCUCCCAGACAGCUAAGUAAAACAUUCCAGCCCACCUCUGGGAAUCUGCUUGCUCCUCCACACACUCCCACUGAACUCCAGUCAAGAUUUUACAGGAGCUAAAGAGACUUAGCCGACACAAAAUGAGAGGACUUGUUGUCUUGGUUACUUUGGCCUGCUUUGCCACUGCUCAGCACCAAGCACUGAUUGACUAUUUGGAGCGGAGGCUGCUUGCUAUUGAGGACCGGAUCUCUCUCUGGCACGAACAGACCACCCGUUAUGCCUCAGAGCUGCGGGAGCUUAAGCAACAAAUGGUUUCCCAGCUGGAGAACCUGGACAAAGAGAAAGAAGCACUGAGAAUGAACCUGGACAGUGUGGGGACGAGGGUGGACCGGGUGGAACGUGAGCUGGACUAUCUGGAGACUCAGAACGGGGCUCAGCCGUGUGUGGAUGUGGACGACAAGCUGAUAGAGCAGCAGGUGACUCUGGUGAAGGAGAAGCAGAAGGCCAAAUAUUCAAAACUCACAGACUGCAGCGACAUGAUCUCCAGUAUAAAAGCCAUGAAGAUCUUGAAGCGAGUUGGAGGGCCAAAGGGCAUGUGGAGCAAAGACACCAACAGAGGCUCUGGGAAGGUCUACAUUUUUAAUGGGACAGAUGAUGACACCAUCCAUGAGUUUUCCUCUGUGCAAGACUUCACCCGCUCUCUGGGCUUGUCUCUGUCCAAGACCGUGAAGCUGCCAUCAGCCUGGAAGGGAACAGGACAUGUGGUCUAUAACAAUCAUGCCUAUUAUAUAAAUCAGGUGGAAGAGAUAAAGGUGGUUAAAUAUGACAUGAAGAACAACUCUGUGAUGGACAGCGCAGUGUUUCCUGUCCAGGACCAAGUCCCAGUGUACAGCCUGACCCCUGAGACAGUAGUGGACCUGGCUGUGGACGAGGAAGGCCUGUGGGCCAUUUACGGCACACGGCAGAACGAGAGACACAUCUCUCUGGCCAAAAUCGACGCCAACUCGCUGGACAUCGAGCAGAUGUGGGACACAAACUGUCCGAGGGAGAACGCGGAGGCAGCCUUUGUCAUCUGUGGCACUCUGUAUGUGGUGUAUAACACCAAGCAGCCCGGUCGCUCACGUGUACAGUGUGUGUUUGACGUCAAUGACAUGGUGACCAGCGAAGACGCACCGCUGGUUUACUUUCCAAAACGCUAUGGAGCUCACUCCAGUCUGAAGUACAACCCACAGGAGCAGCUGCUCUAUGCCUGGGAUGAUGGCUACCAGAUCCUGUACAAGCUUCUCAUGAAAAAGAAACUAGAAGUUUGAGUUUGAGUUAAUACAAACAACCCCCCACCAACCCGUAAAAAGGCCAUACCAGUGUUUUUGCAAGUUUUAGCUCCUCACAAUUUAUGUAUAUGUAACAUAUCUGGUUACCAUUUUUAUGAAGUGUGCUGUAGAAUUUCAGAUUUUUCUGUGUUUUUGUGUUAAUUUUCAGUCAGCCAUUAGUUUCCAUCUCAUACUUUUGAAACUUGUGAGACAUUACAUAAUCACAGUAAAAAAUCAAGUCCACUUUUUAUUAGUCUUUAUAUAGAAAUACCACGCUGUGUUACUUCACAAUUACAUAACUCUGAAAACACAACUGAAUGCAGACCUGAUGUUCACUAUGAUGCAUUAAACAACUCAAGAACAUUUCAAGACUCCCCCAUUUUGAUUUCCCUACCAUGAGGAAAUUAACAGAAAAUAUGUGCUGCUUUAAAAUACUUUAAAUAAAACACUCCAACAUUGUUUGCUAAAUAGCCGACAAUGACUUGUAGUAAAUAGGAUAAAAAUGCAAAAUUACUGGUAUAUGUUCCUUUGUGUUUGAAAAAGGUUCAAAAGUGCUGGAUUGUAGAAAUGUGUCAGUGUACUUUCACACACUUUCAGAUGUGAACAUUGGACGCAUUUGCAGAUUUUGAGAGGUUUCAUGACUUCUCUAUAACAUGUUUCUCUAAUCAGACUCUGCACUGCACCUCCAUCUUUACAAUCAACUCUGCGUCUGCUGGUGGGUCGACUUGAAUAGAAUUACUGUACUUUCCUGUGAUUUCAUGUGUUGCUGUCUGUUUCUAAAGUUGUUCCAAGAGCUUGUUUCUUUUUUGUCCACACACAUAUUGUCCAAAAUUAGGUCACAUCAUACUACAAAUUAGUAAAACACCUCUGACGACUCACUUUAACAAUCUUUAAUCACUUUAAUCUUAUACUAAACAUGUCAUUUUGCUGUCCAUAAAAAAUUGUGACCAUUUAAAUCUUGGUAGCCUAAUAUAAGUAAGUAAAUAUAAGCACUCUCUCUUGUCAUUUCCAAUUGAGUCAGAUUCAUUGAUCCUUAGUUCUUUUCCCCAAUGUAGCAU